Messenger RNA from Mercenaria mercenaria, 1196 nucleotides. RefSeq lists its product as uncharacterized. The transcript is spliced from 3 exons. The coding region runs from base 299 to 790 and encodes 163 amino acids. Lineage: Eukaryota; Metazoa; Mollusca; Bivalvia; Venerida; Veneridae. Gene Ontology annotation, cellular component: plasma membrane. The record is from RefSeq and is a predicted model, not a curated record.
GAAAAACACUUGUCGUUGCAAAGCUCAUCGUAUGGAUACGUUAGCUACAAACAAGAAAAAUGCCGCUCUUUUUGCACGUCCAAACACGACCAUAUAGGGAGCUUUAUAAGCGCCGCCCGCAAGAAUUUGUUCGCUUUUUGUAAAUUUGCAAUAGCGAGUAUAGGACAAAGUGUACUUUUAAAACAUUUUUGAAUCACAACGUGAAGGAUUCAGAGCUUCCGAAAACGAAAGAUAAAUAAAAAAUAUUUUAAAUGCAAUAAAUUAUUUUCGGAUUUUACAUAAUUGGACUCAAGCAAUAAUGCUGGCUUUUGUAGGAAUAGGUUUAUGCGCGGCAUCGCUACUGUUAAACAUAGUAGGCUUAGCAAUACCGUACUGGGUAUAUGCAAGUGUUGGAGACAUAAAACAUUAUUACGGACUAUGGUUACGGUGUGCAUCCGCACGAGGACUAACGGAAUGUGCAAAAAUACCAGAUAUAGUUCUAAAUGAUGCCUACAAAGCGACGAGAGCGAUGGAGAUCCUUGGCAUGCUGCUCAUCCUUGCGGCACUAGUGGUUGUCUUGCUAAAACAGUUUGUCAUGAAGGACAAAGCACUUCUGCCAAAAAUAGGCGCUGGUUGCGCAAUAUUUGCUGGCAUUCUGAUGAUAAUUGGCACCAACAUCUUUGCAACUAUAGACAGAACAGAGUCAUCAAAUUUACAUGCCGGCUUUGCACUAUGCAUUGUUGCAGGUGUUAUAGGAAUAGCCGCAGGUGUUUUGAUGUUCCUGGCUUCCGGGUCUUCCAACGAUGGUUGAUGACAGCUGCAUUUUUCUUGCCAUAUAGUACUGACACAAGCAACGUUGUAGAUAAAAGUUCUUCAUAAUUUUACAUUCAUUAUGUAUUUUGUUUAGAAAGAAUAGUAUUUAUUUUUAACCAUCGGUAUUCAAGAAAUUACUUGAAGUGUUAAAGAUCCACAACGACCUAGUGACCUACUUUUUCCUCCCACGUGAACUUGGUGCAAAUAAUUCUGGUAAUACUGGUAUAAUACACCUUUUCUACAAGAUGACAGGUGGACAAUUGAGGUCCUGUUUUCACAAAUUCAUCUGCAAACUUAUUCAGUCAUUCUCUUCUCAGUAUAGUUUUAUAAACAUAGAAUAAUAACUAUCUUACACUGUAGAAACAAAGUGUGGUCUAAACUCACCUUAAUACAUGAAGUACCGU